CCACCCGUGUCGACGGCGUUCGCAAAGUCAAGUGCGGUUCUCAGGCCGUCGCGCGCGUCCACGAGAAGGUCGCGCCGCCUCCGUCUCACAGCCACGCCCGUGACCACCAUGACGUCCGCGCUCCUCGUCGCGCUCGCGGCGACGGCGACGGCCUUCGCCCCGACGGCGACGCCGGCGAGCCGCUUCGGCGCGCGCACGGUCAAGGCCGCGACGCUGGCCUCGGCGGAGCGCCUCAACUACUACAACUCCCUGAGCCAGGCCGAGAAGCUCGACCAGCUCGCGCGGUGCCGCUUCAUGGACCGGAGCGAGUUCGACGACGGCAUCGAGGCCAUCGCCGGCAAGAAGUGCGUCGUCGUCGGCUGCGGCGCGCAGGGCCUCAACCAGGGCCUGAACAUGCGCGACUCCGGCUGCGACGUGUCCUACGCGUUGCGCGCCGAGUCCAUCGCCGAGAAGCGCGCGUCCUUCGUGAACGCGCAGAGCAACGGCUUCGAGGUCGGUACGUACGAGGACCUCAUCCCCUCCGCGGACAUCGUGCUCAACCUCACGCCCGACAAGCAGCACACGCAGGUCGUCAGCGCCAUCAUGCCCCUCAUGAAGCAGGGCGCGACGCUCUGCUACAGCCACGGCUUCAACAUCGUCGAGGAGGGCAUGCAGGUCCGCGACGACCUCACGGUCAUCAUGGUCGCGCCGAAAUGCCCCGGCACGGAGGUCCGCGAGGAGUACAAGCGCGGCUUCGGCGUGCCGACGCUCAUCGCCGUGCACCCGCCCAACGACCCCCAAGGUUUGGGCAUGGCCCAGGCCAAGGCCUACGCGGUCGCGACGGGCGGCGACCGCGCGGGCGUGUUGGAAUCUUCCUUCUGCGCGGAGGUCAAGAGCGACUUGAUGGGCGAGCAGACCAUCCUCUGCGGCAUGCUCCAGACGGGCGCCGUGCUCAACUUCGAGAAGAUGGUCGAGAAGGGCGUCGACCCGGGCUACGCGUCCAAGCUCAUCCAGUACGGCUGGGAGACGAUCACCGAGGCUUUGAAGCACGGCGGCAUCACGGGCAUGAUGGACCGCCUCGACAACCCGUCCAAGGUCAAGGCCUACGAGCUCGCCGACGAGCUCAAGGAGAUCAUGCGCCCCCUCUACCAGAAGCACCAGAACGACAUCAUCACGGGCGCGUUCUCGUCCGGCAUGAUGGCCGACUGGGACAACGGCGACGCGAACCUCUUGAAGUGGCGCGCGGAGACGGCGGAGACGGGCUUCGAGAAGACGCCCGCCGGGCCCAUGGAGAUCCCCGAGCAGGAGUACUUCGACAACGCCGUCUUGAUGGUCGCCGAGGUCAAGGCGGGCGUCGAGCUCGCGUUCGAGGCGAUGACCGCCGUCGGCAUCAAGGCCGAGUCCGCGUACUACGAGUCGCUCCACGAGACGCCGCUCAUCGCCAACACCAUCGCGCGCAAGAAGCUCUUCGAGAUGAAUUCCGUCAUCUCCGACACGGCGGAGUACGGCUGCUACCUCUACGACCAGGCCUGCAAGCCCCUCCUCAAGGACUUCUACGCGAAGAUCGACACGGACGUCAUCGGCACCAAGUUCAACACGGGCUCGAACCAGGUCGACAACCAGCAGCUCAACGCCAUCAACGCCGCCAUCCGGAACCACCCCGUCGAGGUCAUCGGCCGCGAGCUCCGCGGCUACAUGUCCGACAUGGAGGCCAUCGCGUCCGACGACGCGUCCGUCGCCGCGCGCGCCGCGGGCCUCGAGUGGACCGGCGGCUCGAACCAGGACUAGGCCGCGCGCACCGCGCGCCGGCCCUCCUCCCCGCAAGCACCGAAGGUCGGUCCCCCUAAGACGACGAAGCGCG
Aureococcus anophagefferens is the source of this 1840-nucleotide messenger RNA. RefSeq lists its product as hypothetical. Bases 109 to 1767 code for a protein of 552 amino acids. NCBI's taxonomy places the organism in Eukaryota, Pelagophyceae, Pelagomonadales, Pelagomonadaceae. Gene Ontology annotation, biological process: L-valine biosynthetic process. Gene Ontology annotation, molecular function: ketol-acid reductoisomerase activity. Gene Ontology annotation, cellular component: cytosol. The transcript has a single exon. The record is from RefSeq and is a predicted model, not a curated record.